AUGGUAUGCGAAAGAUACACAAGAAAGGUCAGAAGCCAGAUUGAAACCCAGUACAGACCUUUUAAUAAACGUGAACUUAGGGGUUUUGAAUGUGCGAAAACGGCCUACCUUGAAGCCCGGACUCUAUUCCGGCGCUCGUUAAACGAUGAGGAAUAUAACCUGAUCUUCCCACCCAAGACAAUGACAAUUCAUGAUGUAGAGGAGGCUGUUAUUGCAGCCAGAGAGAAGUACCAGAAUCGGUCGGGACAGUCGAAGGCUCGGAAAUGGUUGGCAAAUUGUUCCAAGAGGGUGAUAUACUAUGGGGUCAUUAUGGAUACUUUGUCUCAGCAUCAUCCGGAAUACGUUUCCCUUGCUUGGGGAGCGCUCAAGUUCUUGUUCAUUUAUAAGAUAGGCAAGAUUAAACAUUCGCUUUCCCCAAUUACCAGACCAUACUCUUUAAGCUUCAAGGAUAUUGUUGAGGAAAUCGCCGAAGCUUCUCGGAAUAUCGACAAGGAAGCAGCUGCAGCGUCGAGAGCUGAAAUCAGAGGGCUUCAUAUGCAAGUCCUCCAUCUCUCGGAAAUAUCAAAAAGUAUAGCUCAUUCGGUAAUAGUGAACUUUGACCGUCAACUAUCGAUGUCUACAAAUAUAUCGAAUCAUCUCGCAGGGCAAGCAGAGUGGAUUCAGAGCUCGCAAAUGGCACAAAUCAGGUCGCUGAAAAUCAUCGCAGGCCUUCCAAGCUCGGUUGGAUCCUUGGAUUUCUGUCGCUCUCUUCGUAAUCGACGAAAGACACCUGCUUUGAUGGAUGAGAACGAGAUAGCAAAGCUGCAGUGGUGGUAUAGUAGCCGGGAAGCACCGUCAACUCUGAACGCCCAAGCACGAAGGCUCCGAACUGGCUCAACAGAUUUCGCAGUUGAUUACGUGGAUAUCUUACGAGCAAACAGUAUCCCCGUCGUAUGGAUCGUUCCUCACACCAAUAUUUUUGACGAGAAGGUUUGCUCUUUGAGCGACAUUCUAUUGGUAUUGGUCAUGCAAAUUCUUGAAGUCAGCCCGCGAGUCCUGGCAGAAGGCAACUUUCCAGUGAUGAUUCCGCACUUCCAGGAUAUUGGGUCGCAGGAAUCUGAGGCUGCGGAGCGCACUUUUGAGCUGUUGGCUCGAUGUUUGGCGGGUAUUUAUCAUCUGUACAUCGUUGUUGACAUGACUUUGAUCAAUGCCGUCGUCAACGAUAACAGCACUCGCGCAAACGCAUUUUUAAUGCGACUUCGUCUGAUGCUCUCUUCGAGACCGGGUGUUAAAUUAGUGCUAGCUUCUUGGAGACCAGUUCGUGGUCUAAGUAACCAGGAUUCGGAAAGUAUCUAUCAAAUCAACAUUCAUGGUCGGCUUGCGGGUCUCUCAAAGCAGCGAGUAAAUCGUUCAAGUCGUACUUUGGCAAUUGGACAAACCGCUCUUCGGAGAUUCCUCUAUUAA
This is a messenger RNA of Hyaloscypha bicolor E, 1443 nucleotides long. RefSeq lists its product as uncharacterized. The transcript is spliced from 3 exons. NCBI's taxonomy places the organism in Eukaryota, Fungi, Ascomycota, Leotiomycetes, Helotiales, Hyaloscyphaceae. The coding region runs from base 1 to 1443 and encodes 480 amino acids. The record is from RefSeq and is a predicted model, not a curated record.